GAGGAAGGGAGGCUGGUGGUGGCUGUGUGCUCAGCAAUAGGAAAUGCUUUAUUAGCUGGGAGUGGUGGAGAGAAGCCAGGCAGGAAGAGGCAGUAAUAAGAAACUUUUUUUUGACUUCUCCCACAUCCAGAGCACAGAGCAGCUGCCAAACGGCUGCGUGGGACAAGGGGGUGGGCGAGCUGAGCCCCUGCUGCCAGGCCAGCCUGGGUGACAACCCACAGGGGGACAGGGGGAGCCCCCAGGGGGGCAGGAUGGGCGGUGGGAGGGCAGCAGAUCCAUGAAGACCCUCGGAGCUGGGGCUCAGGGCACGGAGAGGAGCUGCCCCGGAUCCGAGAGCGGGACUGUGGCCGGAGAGCCUCGCCAGGGCCGGGCAGUGCCGGGGGCUCCUGCAGGACCUGGAUGCUGCAGGAUGAUGCCCUGGGCAGCCUCUGGCCGGGUUCUGCUGCUGCUGCUGCUGCUGCUGCUCCUGUCCCUCAGCUUCGCCGCCGAGGAGCUGCUGUGUGCCUGCGAUGUGCCCCACUGCAGCCAGCCCAACUGCACGGGCAAGGUUUGCUUCGUCAGCAAGAGGAGGGAGGAGGGCACCAUCACCCAGCACCGGGGCUGCUUCUCCCAGCACAUCCUGGAGCACUGCCACACGCCCGUGACGGAGCAGUACGGCACGAGCUGCUGCCACUUCCACAUGUGCAACGCCCAGCUGGAGAUCUUCCUGCAAGGAGAAGAUGCCCUGGUAAAGCCACCUUCCCUGCCCAACCUCCUCCUGAUGAUCCUGGUCCCGCUGCUGUCCCUGCUCGUCCUGGCGGCGCUCACGGCGCUCUUCUGCUGGAAGCUGGCGCGGCACCGCCACAAGCACAGCGACCUCGGCGACACAGACCUCAUGCUGAAGGCGUCCAUGCUGGGAGACAGCACCUUAGAGGACCUGCUGAGCGAUGACUGCACCACGGGCAGCGGGUCGGGGCUGCCCUUCCUCGUGCAGAGGACGGUGGCUCGGCAGAUCACCCUCAUGGAGUGCGUGGGCAAGGGACGCUAUGGGGAGGUGUGGCGAGGCGUGUGGCACGGGGAGAGCGUGGCCGUGAAGAUCUUCUCCUCCCGGGACGAGCAGUCGUGGUUCCGCGAGACAGAGAUCUACAACACCGUCCUCCUCCGGCACGACAACAUCCUGGGUUUCAUCGCCUCUGACAUGACAUCCAGGAACUCCAGCACGCAGCUGUGGCUCAUCACCCACUACCACGAGAACGGUUCUCUCUACGACUACCUGCAGAGAACAGCCCUGGACGUGGAGACCUGCCUGGGCUUGGCCUCCUCCAUCAUCUGUGGCCUCGUCCACCUCCACGUGGAGAUUUUUGGCACACAAGGCAAACCUGCCAUCGCCCACCGCGACCUGAAAAGCAGGAACAUCCUGGUGAAGAGCAACCGGCAGUGCUGCAUCGCAGACCUGGGGCUGGCCGUCAUGCACUCCCAGGGCAGCGACUACCUGGACAUCGGCAACAACCCGCGGGUGGGCACCAAGCGCUACAUGGCCCCGGAGGUGCUGAGCGAGCAGAUCCGCACCGACUGCUUCGAGUCCUACAAGAAGACGGACAUCUGGGCGUACGGGCUGGUGCUCUGGGAGAUCACCCGGCGGACGGUGGUGAAUGGCAUCGUGGAGGAAUAUCGGCCGCCCUUCUUCGACGCCGUGCCCAGCGACCCCAGCUUCGAGGACAUGAAGAAGGUGGUGUGCGUGGACCAGCAGACCCCCGUGAUCCCCAACCGCCUCUUCUCCGACUCGGUUCUGUCGGCACUGGCGAAGAUCAUGAAGGAGUGCUGGUACCAGAGCCCCUCGGCUCGUCUCACCGCCCUGCGCAUUAAAAAGACCUUGAAGAAGCUGAACAAUCCCGCAGAAAAGCCAAAACCGGAGCAGUGAGCGCCGGGAACGGGACACCGGAGCCACUGGCGGGCGGCACCGGGGACGGGCUGGCUCCGGUCACAGAGGGGUUUGCUCACAGCUCCGCCUCUCCCACCCCUCCUUCGAGCCGGUUGAGUUUGUAAACACGGGAAAAAAUAGGAAAGGAAAAAAAAAAAAAAAAAAGCCAGCAAAGGAGGAAUCUUCCACCCGGCCAUAAAAAUAUCCCCUGGAUCCGUCACCCGACACCGGCGCGUCUCGACGGCAGCUGGUCGCCCACCCGGAGUCUUGGAUGCCACGGCGAGGGGCACGAUGGCAGAACCAGCCUGAGCUGCACCCCAAACCCUCGGGGAACCGAUGGCAGAACCAGCCUGAGCUGCACCCCAAACCCUCGGGGAACCGAUGGCAGAACCAGCCUGAGCUGCACCCCCAACCCUCGGGGAACCGAUGGCAGAAGCAGCCUGGCUGCACCCCAAACCCUCGGGGAGCACCAACGGCAGAACCAGCCUGAGCUGCAUCCCAAACCCUCGGGGAGCACCAACGGCAGAACCAGCCUGAGCUGCAUCCCAAACCCUCGGGGCACCGAUGGCAGAACCAGCCUGGCUGCACCCCCAACCGUCGGGGCACCGAUGGCAGAACCAGCCUGAGCUGCACCCCCAGCGCAAGGGGCACCAACGGCAGAACCAGCCUGAGCUGCACCCCCAGCCCUCGGGGCAUCGAUGGCAGAACCAGCCUGAGCUGCACCCCAAACCCUCGGGGGGCACCGAUGGCAGAACCAGCCUGAGCUGCACCCCCAGCCCUCGGGGCAUCGAUGGCAGAACCAGCCUGAGCUGCACCCCAAACCCUCGGGGGGCACCGAUGGCAGAACCAGCCUGGCUGCACCCCAAACCCUCGGGGGGCACCGAUGGCAGAACCAGCCUGAGCUGCACCCCAAACCCUCGGGGGGCACCGAUGGCAGAACCAGCCUGGCUGCACCCCCAGCCCUCGGAGCACCCACCCAGCGCUGGCACCGUCGGCGGAGGAGCUGCCCAGACCCGUCCGCCGGCGCUGGCAGGAAUUCCCCGGCAGAGCUGCGGUGCCCGGCGCGUUUCUCGCUGAAGGAGGGAUGGGUUUCUCUGGCCCAAGGGCAGCAUCCCCCCCGGCCAGCCCAGACCCGCACCCAGCCCAAAAAUGAGGAGCGUCCAGCAUGGCCUGAGUAUUCCAGGAUGGGGGUCCCGUGGUGAUCCUUCCUUGCCAAGCAGCCAGCAUUUUCCUUGCCAAAGAAGUGCCCUUUUUGGGUCUGUGCCAAUAUUUUGGUGUUUUCCGAGGUGUUUUGGCUCGGCUGGCUUCAUCCCAUGUUGCUCCCCGCCAUCCCAAAAUCCACCCCGUGCUUGGAGAUGUUUGGACACGACCAGGAUGGGACGUUCAGCAGAACCAGCUUUGCCACAUAACUAUUUAAUUAUUAAGAUUUAAUAUAUUUAAUAAAGUGUAAAGCUAUUUUAUCACCUAA
Molecule: messenger RNA, 3368 nt
Organism: Oenanthe melanoleuca
Lineage: Eukaryota; Metazoa; Chordata; Aves; Passeriformes; Muscicapidae
Gene: ACVRL1
Product: activin A receptor like type 1
Exons: 10
Coding region: 278-1900 (540 amino acids)
Biological process (GO): cellular response to growth factor stimulus; transforming growth factor beta receptor signaling pathway; heart development
Cellular component (GO): plasma membrane; BMP receptor complex
Molecular function (GO): ATP binding; transforming growth factor beta receptor activity, type I; SMAD binding
Source: RefSeq, a predicted model, not a curated record